Molecule: messenger RNA, 2696 nt
Organism: Sciurus carolinensis (gray squirrel)
Lineage: Eukaryota; Metazoa; Chordata; Mammalia; Rodentia; Sciuridae
Gene: Tars2
Product: threonyl-tRNA synthetase 2, mitochondrial
Exons: 18
Coding region: 171-2363 (730 amino acids)
Biological process (GO): threonyl-tRNA aminoacylation
Cellular component (GO): cytoplasm; mitochondrion
Molecular function (GO): threonine-tRNA ligase activity; ATP binding
Source: RefSeq, a predicted model, not a curated record
GCUCGUGCUCCUUGGGGUGUGCCUCUUCAGAGCUCCGGGCGGUGGUGCCAGGACAGAGUGACAGCUGUGAUAACCAAUAGGCAGGGAUAUUGUUGUGGUAGAGCCAAUAAGGAAUCUGGUGAAAGAAAAGCGGCGAUAACCUGAGAAUGCAGGCACUGGUUUGAAGGAACAUGGGGUUCUAUCAGAGGUGGAGAUGGCUCCGGCUCCCAGAGUUACCAGCCUGCAAGCUACACACGGCAUCUGUGCCGACCCCCCCACAUUGGUUGGUAGAACGGAUUGGUCUUUUUGAGGAGCUAUGGGCUGCCCAGGUACAGCGGAUAGCCAGCAAGGCACAAAAGGAACUCCGGACUAUUAAAAUAUCACUUCCUGGAGGCCAGAAAGUGGAUGCUGUAGCAUGGAACACAACCCCUUAUCAACUAGCCCGGCAGAUCAGUUUAACACUAGCAGAUACAGCAGUGGCUGCUCAAGUGAAUGGAGAACCUUAUGAUAUGGAGCGACCCUUGGAGACAGAUUCUGAUCUCAGAUUUCUGACAUUUGAUUCCCCAGAGGGGAAAGCGGUAUUCUGGCACUCUAGCACCCAUGUCCUGGGGGCAGCAGCUGAACAAUUCCUGGGUGCUAUUCUGUGCAGAGGUCCAAGUACACAAUGUGGGUUUUACCAUGAUUUCUUCCUGGGAAAGGAGCGGACAGUCAGGGGCACAGAUUUGCCUGUUUUGGAGCGGAUUUGCCAGGAGAUUGCAGCUGCUGCACAACCCUUCCGGAGACUAGAGGCUUCCCAGGAUCAACUUCGUCAACUCUUCAAGGAUAACCCCUUUAAGCUUCGACUGAUUGAGGAGAAAGUGACGGGCCCAACAGCAACAGUAUAUGGUUGCGGCAUGUUGGUUGAUCUUUGCCAGGGCCCCCACCUUCGGCACACUGGACAGAUUGGAAGACUGAAGCUGCUAACGAACUCAUCAUCCUUGUGGAGGUCUUCAGGGGCUCCAGAAACACUGCAGAGAGUGUCAGGGAUAUCCUUUCCCACAGCAGAUUUGCUGAGGGCCUGGGAAGCACAGAGGGAGGAAGCAGUGUCGCGGGACCACAGACGUGUUGGGAAGGAACAGGAGCUCUUCUUCUUCCAUGAACUGAGCCCUGGAAGCUGCUUCUUCCUGCCACGAGGGACAAGGGUAUAUAAUGCCCUGGUGGCUUUUAUCAGGUACACUGACCUUCCAUGUCUGUACCCUCCUGUCCAGGCUGAGUACGCCCAUCGUGGUUUCUCAGAGGUGAAAACCCCCACAAUGUUUUCUACGAAACUUUGGGAACAGUCAGGGCACUGGGAACAUUAUAGGGAAGACAUGUUUGCCCUGAAGCCCCCAGGCUCUGACAGGUCCAUGAACUCCCAGAGUGGCUGCUCUGCCAAGCAUCCCACAAAUACGUUCGCCCUCAAGCCCAUGAACUGCCCUGCACACUGCUUGAUAUUCGCCCAUCGGCCCAGAUCUUGGCGGGAGCUGCCCUUACGACUGGCUGACUUUGGAGCCCUGCACCGAGCCGAGGCCUCUGGCAGUCUGGGGGGACUAACUCGGCUGUGGCGCUUCCAACAGGAUGACGCGCACAUCUUCUGUGCACCAGAUCAGCUGGAAAAAGAGAUCCGAGGCUGUCUUGAUUUCCUCCGCUCUGUCUAUGCCAUUCUUGGCUUCUCCUUCCACCUGGCACUGUCCACCCGGCCAUCUGGCUUCCUAGGAGAACCUUGGCUUUGGGACCAGGCUGAGCAGGUCCUUCAAAGGUCCUUGGAAGAUUUUGGAGAACCCUGGGACCUCAACCCUGGAGAUGGUGCCUUCUAUGGACCUAAGAUUGAUGUGCACCUCCUUGAUGCCCUGGGUCGGCCCCAUCAGUGUGGAACGAUUCAGCUUGAUUUCCAGCUGCCCCUGAGAUUCAACCUCCAGUACAAGGGGAAGGCAGGGACCCUGGAGCAGCCAGUCCUCAUUCACCGAGCAGUGCUUGGUUCUGUGGAAAGGCUGUUGGGAGUGCUGGCAGAAAGCUGUGGGGGGAAAUGGCCACUGUGGCUGUCCCCAUUCCAGGUAGUGGUCAUCCCUGUGGGAACAAAGCAAGAGGAAUAUGCCAGAGAGGUUCAACAGAAUCUGCGGGCUGCAGGCCUGGUCAGCGACCUGGAUGCUGAUUCUGGAUUGACUGUCAGUCGGAGAGUGCGCCGGGCCCAGCUUGCCCUCUACAAUUUCCAGUUUGUGGUUGGCCAGAAAGAGCAGAAUAAGAGAACAGUGAACAUACGGACUCGAGAUAAUCGCCAACUUGGGGAGUGGGACUUGACCAAGGCUGUGCAACGGCUGCUGGAGCUACAGAAUACCAGGGUCCCCAAUGCUGAAGAAAUUUUCUGAGCCUUUGUUCAUACAUGAGGCAGAGACCUGCAAGAGCCAUCAACCUCCCUUAAUGGCAGGAAAUUCCAUCCUUACUAACAGUCUGGGGUCCCCCAGAAUCCUCAGAAUUGCAUAUGUCUGCUCUCCUGAAAAGAGACUUGGGGGCUGGGGAGGCAGCUCAAUGGCAGAGUGCUUGGCUAGCAAGCAUAGGUCCUAGGUUCAAUUCCCAACAAUGCCAAAAAAAAAAAAAAAAAAAAAAAGGACUUGGUUUGGGGACCUCAAGAGGGAGGGAAGAUGUGGUAUUUGGAUGUGAGAAGAAUGAAACAAAAAAUAAAUAAAUAAACUUGAAACUGC